Molecule: messenger RNA, 420 nt
Organism: Neodiprion fabricii
Lineage: Eukaryota; Metazoa; Arthropoda; Insecta; Hymenoptera; Diprionidae
Exons: 1
Coding region: 1-420 (139 amino acids)
Biological process (GO): DNA integration
Molecular function (GO): nucleic acid binding
Source: RefSeq, a predicted model, not a curated record
AUGAAGACUGUAAUAGCUGCCGAACUUCACAGACAGGCUCGACGCAACUAUCCGCGCCGAUUCGUAGAUGUACGCGGACCGGAUGAGAUCUGGCAAGCUGAUCUCGUCUAUAUGACCGCAAACAGCUCGUGCAACAAGGGAUACGAAUACCUUCUAACAAUCAUCGAUAUAUUCUCCAAGUACGCGUGGGCGGUGCUGAUGAAGUCCGAGAGUGGAAAAGAUGUUAAUGCUACCAUGAAAUCUGUACUGAUCCAGAGCCGUAUACCCACACAUCUACACAUUGAUCAAGACAAAGAAUUUUACAACAGCGAAUUCGAAGCUCUCGUGAAGCACUACAAUAUCAACAUGUAUACGACAUUCAGGAACUUAAAGGCGUCAAUAUGCGAACGUUUUGAUCGGACAUUGAAAAAUAAAAUCUGA